Messenger RNA from Pyricularia oryzae 70-15, 417 nucleotides. RefSeq lists its product as uncharacterized. The transcript has a single exon. The coding region runs from base 1 to 417 and encodes 138 amino acids. Lineage: Eukaryota; Fungi; Ascomycota; Sordariomycetes; Magnaporthales; Pyriculariaceae. The record is from RefSeq and is a predicted model, not a curated record.
AUGAAAAUUAAUACCAGCAUCCUCGCUCUUACUUUGGCGCUGCUCCCGGGCAUGGCCACCGCCGGUCGAAAAUGGCUCAAUAAAAAGUUAUGGGAUGCCAAUGGUCAAAGCGCCGGCUCAGUGUCUAUUGUAAAGGGCGGGCAAGGCUCUAUAAACACCGACACGGGUCCCAUCACUGCCGAAGGCAGUUAUGACAUCUAUGAGCGUAAUGGCAAAAUCGAAGGUGGGCCCCCGGGUUACAAAUAUACGGAAGACCGCUACGAAGAUCGAAAGGAUGAUCGCUAUUACAACACCCACGGAAUCACGUCGGCGAUGGACCAGCCGAAUAUGGAAAUUAUGGAGGUGGGCAUUGGGGCGAUGGAUACUAUGGUCCUCCAGGGGAGUUUGUACAGACCAGCGAAUACGAAUAGUGAAUAG